This is a messenger RNA of Sardina pilchardus (European sardine), 3006 nucleotides long. It is a transcript of the gene gsap, whose product is annotated as gamma-secretase activating protein. Gene Ontology annotation, cellular component: trans-Golgi network. The transcript has 31 exons. Gene Ontology annotation, biological process: positive regulation of amyloid-beta formation. Lineage: Eukaryota; Metazoa; Chordata; Actinopteri; Clupeiformes; Clupeidae. Bases 257 to 2818 code for a protein of 853 amino acids. The record is from RefSeq and is a predicted model, not a curated record.
ACGACUUGAAGUUAUGGGGAAGUGUGUGUGUGUGUGUGUCGGGCGGGUCCGCGUUACCGAUCACCUACCGAGGCGACACGGGAGACGCGUAGGUUUAUGAGCUCCGCCGGCGCCCGGAGAGUCACAUGACGCGUGCGAUAGCGAGGAAACACACACCUGGGCUCGUGAGAGGCUCCGCUGUCUACUAAUUUAAUCGCACGAAGUUCCAAAGUUAUGCGCUCGGGCUUCUGGCUCUGCCAAGCGGCGCGUCGGCUCCAUGAUCCAAUUAAACUCCACAUUUGACCUGCGGCGGGACGUGAUUUCAGGCAUUCUGAAGAAGGAGGAAACUGCCAGAGCGGCUGCAGACGUCUCGGACCCGCGGAUCCUGAGCGUGGAGAGAGAUGGUGGAGUGCUCUACUGCUGGCGGGGGGCAACAGGAACUACUCGCAUAGGAAAGUACGACCCAGACAGCAAACACAACAAGCUCCUCUACACUUUUGACAAGCAGGUGUGUGUGAGCAGCUGCAGUCUGAACAAGGAGGAAACACUGCUGGCCGUCAGCAUUACUCAGAAACACAGGCAGGAGGAGCGUCUGAAACCAGUCUCCAAAUGCAUAACACUCCUCAUUGAGAUCCAUCCCAUUAACAACACCAAGGUGCUGAAGGCUGUGGACUGCAGAGUACGAGUGCAGUUCCUUUACCCUGACAGUGUGCAGAGUUCUGUUCUGGAGAGCCAUCUGCUUCUGAUCACCGAGGAUGGAUAUGUUGAUCAGUUUCACAUCAUGCUGGCUCGUCAUGAAGGCUACCGAGUGGUCAUGUUGAACCCAGAUCGUCUGGCUAAAGACCGUGUGGUUGAAGAGUUCAGUUGGAUUCAGUGGGAUUCUCAUAACCAGAGACUUUACUACAUCACCUCCAAAGAGAAGCAUAUGCUGAAGUGUGUGCAGUUCCACUCUCAGCGUAAUUGUGAGACUGUGUUUGAGUUGCCUCUGGACUUAUCCAGCAACCCCUUCAGAUCAGUGAGCUUUGUCCACUUGGGGUUUGACCACUACCAUGAGGACGAGGGAGAAGAUAAGGGAACGUCAUUGGUCAUCUUCACAGACAAAACAGGGAGCAUGUGUGUGUGCUACAGUCACCCUGUCAGUGGCAAGAAGGAAGUUCGCUACACUAUUGCCUUUGUGCACAAAGGUUGCAGUAAGACCUUCAAUGUGGCGCUGGAUCAGGAGGCUCUUAGUUGUAGCACACAUCUUCAGCCCCUAUUCUUCUGCACAGGUUACUAUGUGGUGGUCUUCCUUGCUGGACACUUCCUUCAUCUUCUGAACACACGACAACAAGACCUGUUGUGCUACAGCUUCUUCCUAUCCGGUUUGGAGGCGUGUCUGGGCGGUCUGGGCGGGGCCCGUGUGGUUGGAACCCAGGACGCUGCGUCCCUAUUGGACCUGCAGAGUGGGCGGAUCUACUCGGCCAGCAUAAGCCCCGCCCACCUGCUGGAGCUGCUGCGUGCGGAGCGUCCUGAGGCCCAACGGCUCGCCGCGCUGCAAUGCAUGCUGGUCCUCCACGGCGCCCACCCAGACCUGCAGCACCAGGUGAUUGACUGGAUUGGUGACAGUGCGUUGAGCUUCGAAGCUUUUGAUCAGAUCCAGGAGUUCAUUCUCGCCUCCCUGUACCGGAUCACACACCAGCAGUCCCUCAGUCUGGACAUGGUCCUGCCCUACUCCUCUGUCUUCGAGAAGAAGGAGCUACCUGUUGCCCUGACGAUGAUUCCAGGGGUGAAGUGCACUCCUGAUCUCCUGCCACAGCCACUGUUCAAAAGAAAGGGCCGGAACGCGCAGGGCUUCUGGGCGGAACUGCAGAGUGUGUGUGAGCGGGUGAAACACUUUGAGACGGUGCAGAGCCCUCGAUUCAGAACCUCACACACACACAAGGAGUGGAACAACAUGCAGACAGGACCUAGCUCAGAGAAGAGGAGGGUCUCCCACCAGCAGCACCUCGAAGAAAACACAAAGAAGGUCUUGUCCAUGGUGGAUACCUGGCGACUUGACAGGAGAAUUGUGCCUCUCUUUCAAGAAGAAGACCCCCAGCAGAAAGCUCUUAUUGGCCUGAUGGUGGAUAAGCUGCGUGAGCAUCUGCAUCGUUACCUGCCGCAGUUGGGGAAGAAGAGGAUCGAUGCCCUGGUGGUGAACUACGUCGCCAAACUGUUGGAGCUGGUCCAUCACAUGCUGGAGAUGUUGUGGCACAAGUACAAGCUGGGGCCGGCGCUCUGCAUUAAGCAGAAGGGCAGUGCUGAGGAGUGGAGUGUGUUUCACGUGAUGUUGAGAAUCCUGGAGGCAACCAAAGGCCUUUGCCUCCCCCUCCCCCCAGGGUACAGCUCGCUGCUGGCGGUGUUGGGGGUGAAGUGUGUGAGUCAUCACUCCUUCCUGCAGUUUGUGGAUCACGGCCUGCUGCAGCUCACUGAGCCCUUCGUCUCACGCAUCAUGAAGGAUCUGGACAACAGCAGCUUGAAUGAGGCGCUCAAGUUUAGCAUACUGAAGAGACUGCCUGAGGCCAUGCUGGAGCGUGUGUGUCACCUGUUGGAUCACCCGGUGAGUUCCGCCUGCAUCUCCAGAGAGUACGUCAGGAGCCGGCUGCAGAGCCGAGACAAAAGCACGGGUUUUGCGUUAGAUGACCAUGAACACUCGUCCCUGUGGCCAGACUUCCUGCCGCUCUCGUACCUGACCAAAGUGCUCUCCGACCUGGAGGAGAAAGCUAAUCCCUUUGAGGAACAGGAGAACAUUGACGCCCGGUUUGUGGAGGAAACAGCACUGAAGCAAACUCUCAUUCAGCUGGGCUUGGAGGACAAGUGACACACACACACACACACACACACACACACACACACACACACACACAGGAAGUUGUGUUGUGUUGUGAGUGUGUGUGUGUGUGUGUGUGUGGGGGUGAUGUUGUUCACUAACUGCAAAAGGGACCUGUGUUUGUAAUGUUUACAUGCGUGUUAAGCUUUAAUAUAAUAAACAAACUUCACCUCCAACAA